Molecule: messenger RNA, 1333 nt
Organism: Diorhabda carinulata
Lineage: Eukaryota; Metazoa; Arthropoda; Insecta; Coleoptera; Chrysomelidae
Gene: mRpL38
Product: 39S ribosomal protein L38, mitochondrial
Exons: 6
Coding region: 67-1278 (403 amino acids)
Cellular component (GO): mitochondrial large ribosomal subunit
Source: RefSeq, a predicted model, not a curated record
CUAAAAGAAGUAGAUAAAUGUGAAGUUAACCUGUAAUUAUUUUUGACAUAGAGGUUAUGUAUCAAAAUGGCUAGCUCGUUAUGGAAUGUUAUUUGUAAAAAUAUAAAUGGAAAUAUAGGGCUUUCCGUUUGUGGAUCAAUAAGACAUGGACAUCAUUUAAGAGGAAAACCACCAGGUGUUGCGAAAUCCUUAGAAACAAAGCUAGCAGAAGCCAAUUAUAAAGAUCCUUCAAUUCAUUAUCGCGUUGAUAUAGGACUACCUCCACCGCGUGUUUCGAGAACGAAAGUAUUACAAGAUAGGUUAAAAUUAUUGAAAGAACAAAGAAAAAACACUGCUCUUGAAAAAUUAGCUAGAGAUAAAAAAUUAUUGAUAAAUUUAGAAGAAACUCAUAAAGAAUGGUUGAAAACAGCAGGACCUCAACAAAUUAAACAAAUUGGUGAUCAUUAUGGUGUUUUUGAACACUUAUUUGGUGAUGCAUAUUUCUACCCUAGAGUACCUUUAAACAUAUAUUAUGAAACUGAAAAUGGUGAUCUACCUGUUUACUUUGGAAAUAUUAUAAAGCCAGCAGAUUCAAUUAAAUGUCCAAAAGUUUUAUAUGAUAGUGAUGAAAAUAUACUUUGGACAUUAACAUUAGUUAAUCCUGAUGGGCAUUUUACAGAAAAUUCAAGUGAAUAUAUCCAUUGGUGUGUAACAAACAUACCUGGAAGUAAUAUAGAAAAUGGCGAAACCAUCAUUGAAUAUUUGCAGCCUUUUCCACCCAAAGGAAUUGGAUAUCAUAGAAUGAUAUUCAUACUGUACAAACAAGAUAAGAAAUUGGACCUCUCUUCAUUCAAAAAAGAAGGAACUUGCCUAACCUUAUCAGAGAGAACUUUUAAUACUUAUGAUUUUUACAAACAAUUUCAAGACAAUAUGACACCAGCUGGCUUGGCAUUUUAUCAGUCAGAUUGGGAUAAAUCUCUAAAAGAUUUUUAUCACCACAAACUAAAUAUGAAGGAACCCAUCUUUGAAUAUGACUUUCCUCCACCAUAUAUAAAGAAACAGAAAUGGUUCCCUAUAAGAGAACCAUUUAAUUUGUAUAUGGACAAGUACAGAGAUCCUAAACAAAUUAACAAAGAAUUUUUUAUGCGUAAAAUGAAAAACGUCCAUCCGUUUAAAGCUCCACCACCUCCAUUACCAUAUCCUAACGCUGUUUAUUUUGAAGGUUACAUUCCUUCCUGGCUUAAACUUGAAAUUAGAAAAUCGAGGCUGAAAUGGGGCAGGAUAAAUGACAUAGAAUAAAAUAACAAUGUAAUUAAUUAGAUGUUAAUACAUAAUUUUCAAUUACCAAAAUUUA